Molecule: messenger RNA, 2964 nt
Organism: Cladophialophora yegresii CBS 114405
Lineage: Eukaryota; Fungi; Ascomycota; Eurotiomycetes; Chaetothyriales; Herpotrichiellaceae
Exons: 3
Coding region: 1-2964 (987 amino acids)
Source: RefSeq, a predicted model, not a curated record
AUGGCAGACGAUUCUGAAGGUUCAUCUGAUAUCGAAUUCAGCGAUGAGGAAACCCAGAACCCGCGUAUCGGCCGCAAAGCCAUCGAAUCUAUCCUUGAAAAGUCGGCCGUGGAUCGAAUUGAGUCCAAAAAGAAACUCGAGAAGCUCCGUGAUGUUGCCAGUGCUCCCAGUACGGCCAUCCACCGCGAGUACUGGCUUGUACUCUUCGAACAGUAUGCACAGUCUACACUCCACAUCAACCGUCGCCAGAAUGCCACACCAACAGGAGACGAUCUGAUUCGCUUCCUCUUCCAACUGCCUAGUCACUUAGAAUCCAGACACGAGGACGGCAAGAUAGCUUGGACAGUUAUCAAAGGCGCCAGGGCCCACCUUGAGCGAGCACUCUUUUUCAAGUACGAAGAUUUCAAGCUAUCCAAACGGGACGAGCUUCGACUAGAUGCCACGAUCCAACAACUUCUCAACGAUGGAGAAAUCACGAAGAGUCCCGUGCAAGCAGCUCUAUGGCUAUCUUGUCAGAUGGUGAAGCGCAUGGUGACGGCCGUCUUCACUGAUGCCAUGCUCAACGGUACAAAAUCAUGGGAUGUCACGCUAGCCGGGUGCCUUGGUCUUGUACUACAGGCAGCACUGGCUGCGAGGGCUGGCGAUUUCACGAGGUCUUCACACUACGGUGGCGCCGAGUAUUUGAAAUGGCAGGACAUCGAGCUUGUAGCCACAGGCUCUUCUGUCAAGGACCCCGGGCUCAGAAUGCUGAUUACCCUACAGUAUCGAAAAGCGCACAAGAACGACCCGAGGAAUGCCCUGCAGCUGGAGUUUGGGCUGCUGGACGAAGAGCACAACACUGUCGACGUCGUCAAAUUGCUCGUGGCAUAUGCGCUCCGCAUCGGGAGAGUCGCGGAGACAGCGUGGGAAGAGCUCAUCUCUGUAGUCCUUCGGCGCCGUAGCAAGCGGUUUGUUUGGAGCAGACCUGACGACCCUGUUUUCUUCGGACACACAAAGGGAGAACGUCUGGAUUUUGCGAACGCCGCCCCAGUGGGCCAGCAGACCCGUUUUCUCCGCCAUGCAGCGAGCCUCAUCGGAAUGAUGGCGCGGCCCGUGUCACACGAUCUCCGCCGUGGAGCUGCUUCUGAUAUUUUCUCACUGAAGCAAUCUACUAAUGUCGAAGGAGUACGCAGAUCUCUUGGCCACUCUCAGCAAGCCAAGAGCAAUGGCACCACUGACCGAUACAUCGGGCGAGUGAAAGGCGACAGCUGGGCAGCCCGUAUUGAAGUAUCAGCCAUUGCAGCAGAAGACCCUUUUGAAGUUCCGUUGGCUCCUACGCCGUUCGUGAAGCGUAAAGUCGCCACGAAAGACAUCGACAAAUACUGUACGACCCACAAACUCGAUGUGAAUGAUCGCAACAGUCGUCACAAGGCUCGUAAAGCGCUAGAGAAGGUUCAAUACGACCGUUGGUUGGCUCAACAGCAGUCAGUCAUGAACGACUCGAGCACUCUAUCGGAAAUGGAUGCAGUCGUGGACUCUGACAACGGGUCACACGUUCCGGCCUACAUCGAUGGACCUCCUAUCGAUUCAGCCCUCGUACGUGCCCCAUUGAUGGACAUCACCAAUAUACCACGGCCACUGCCUGCCACUAAAGCUCAAGAUGAUGCCAAUACUGCAAACGAAGGUAUCGAGGAGUCUUCCGUCCAAACCAUGACGAAUAUACUCGGGCUCGACAACGCUGGUCACAGUUCCGACCCUUCAGUUGAGGCGGUCGAUAGCAUGUCUAACGGCUAUGUCUCCUUACUGGCAUCGUGCCCGCCGCCUCAACAAUCGAGCAUCCUCACAUCUUCUAUCUCCGACUUCAUAGGCUUUCUGUCCACGAUCAAUCUGGUCAGCACCGCAAGUCCAAAUCUACCACACGACGCUGAGACCGGAGGCAGCCGGCUUGCGCCUUCGAAGUUCCUUUUCGCCUGCCGCAAAGAGGGUUGCCUGAGGGCUUUUGAUUCGAAAUUGCGACGUGAGCAGCAUGAGGUCAACUGUGAAGGAGUCUUGUCAGACGGUCUUGGUGACGAAGAACCUUUGUCUAUUGGCGAAGAGCACCAGCAAACGGUGCCAAAAAGUCGCAAUCGCAAACGCGCGGACAUCAACAUGGUACACGAUGGCUUUCCCAAACCGUGUCCUGAUAGCAAUAUCUGUGGGGUGACAAAGGACUUCGCAACGAUGCACUUGCUCAAAAACCACCGCAACCUACACCAUGACGCGCAAUGGCCAAAAGAACAGGCAUGCAACGUUCUUGGAUGCCAACUCCCUGGUGAUCACUAUUUCGUUUCUCGAGAAGCCUUCCGCCGGCAUCUCAGCACCUUCCACAUGUUCGACAAUACGCAGGCUCUGGAGUACAUUGGCAAGAUUAUCAAUGUCAUGUUCAGGGCUCCUCGCGGGACCAGCGCCUCGUACAUGACUACGAUGUGUUUGUUCCCGGGCUGCAAAACGGUUGCAGAGUUUGCCAACUACAGUGACUACACCAGCCACCUCAAGAAGACGCACAAGCAGACUCCUGACCAAUAUCCAAAGUACAUGCCGACUGCUGCCACUGUACGCCUUCAUCCUCGCCCGGAUCUGGCCACCAUAGACGUCUCCUCACCCGUCGCACGGGAGUUUCAAGCUGGACCGUGUAACUAUCCACUGUGCUCUAACUUUGACACCACGUACACAGCUGAGCCUGCUCUCGUACGCCACCUCAACGUGUCACACGGUGUCGAGAAAUCUGAGGCCCCCAAACACUUUGGCGGUCCGGAAAUCGCACCAUUCUACGGGACCAGAUGCUUGCAUCCCGACUGCGGCGCAAAGAACAAGUUCUACCCUGAUAAGGAUAAGUAUGUAUCGCAUUUGAAGACUUUCCAUGCCUUGAACACAGUUGCGGAGAUCAGCUCCUUUCAGCUGUGGCACAAGCUCAAGUAUGGCACUGUUGGUGUGGCGAAUGAAUAA